Molecule: messenger RNA, 1071 nt
Organism: Gongylonema pulchrum
Lineage: Eukaryota; Metazoa; Nematoda; Chromadorea; Rhabditida; Gongylonematidae
Source: the annotation of a GenBank genome assembly
AUGGAAAGUGAAUCAAGCUUUGGAACGCAUCUACAAGACACCGAUCAGUCAGAAGAGGGCUCACCAGUGUCAGGGUCGAAGAAUACCGGAGCCCGUGUCCACAAACGGCGCACAGCAGACCCCGUGGAAAGUACAACAGUAAAGAAGGCGAAGGAGGAUACGCCGACGGAGGAGAGACCUGAAACCCCAGUGCAGACGGAUUUUGAGAAUAUUGCUGGGGCGAGAGCAUUGUCUGGCAGUGGAGGUGCGCUUCGAGUGUCCGUUCAGAAAUCGCUUUCUUCAAGUUUUCUGGAGGCGCGAGAAAGCAGCGAGCCGAAUGAUCUGGCACUCUGUCCCCCAGUUAAUUACGAAUUGCCAGUUGUUCUGCAUCCUUCGGUUUCAUCGUGCGCCUACGCAGCCAUUACUGCCAGUACACUUAUUGACUUGUGGCGCUCAUUGGGCGAGGAAAAUUUCUCGCGAAAAUUUCUUCUGAUUGACUGCCGCUACCCAUAUGAAUACAACGGAGGACACAUUCGAGGUGCGAUCAAUCUUUUCGAUCCGGCGCAUAUCGAAGAGGUUCUCUUCCCUGCCGAUACCGAGCAGCGACAGCGUCUCGUCUCCAGAAAACCAAUUUUCUACUGUGAAUUCUCGCAUGCCCGAGCCCCCCACAUCAAUCGUGCUAUUGUAAUAAUUUGUUUUACCACCGCUGCAUGUUUCUUGUUGCAGGGGCAACGAGCUACGAGGGUGCGAUCGCAUUCGGAAUUACCACAAUUACCCGCAAAUGGAUUAUCCAGAAAUGUACCUGCUCGAUCACUUUUCGAGCCGUUCGGUUACGUUCGAAUGUACGAUCGCAAAUUUUCUGCCGAACUUGCUAAAUAUAAUUUCCAUCAUAGCAAAACUAUUGACUGUGUUUACCAUACGCUGGCGCGAUCUCGACAGGUCAGUCAACUCGCUGUAUCGCCGGUUUCGCAAUCCUCAGAGGCCAGCGACGACGAUCCGUUCUCCACUCCCAUUCGCGCUCUCUCACGUGUUAGUUGUACAGUAUUUUAUAAGGCGCUAGCGAAAUUACAUGCACAUAUAUAUAUAUUUUGA